This is a messenger RNA of Pristis pectinata (smalltooth sawfish), 5120 nucleotides long. It is a transcript of the gene pold1, whose product is annotated as polymerase (DNA directed), delta 1, catalytic subunit. The coding region runs from base 82 to 3426 and encodes 1114 amino acids. The record is from RefSeq and is a predicted model, not a curated record. Gene Ontology annotation, molecular function: nucleotide binding; DNA binding; DNA-directed DNA polymerase activity. Gene Ontology annotation, biological process: DNA replication proofreading; base-excision repair, gap-filling; DNA-templated DNA replication. The transcript has 27 exons. NCBI's taxonomy places the organism in Eukaryota, Metazoa, Chordata, Chondrichthyes, Rhinopristiformes, Pristidae. Gene Ontology annotation, cellular component: delta DNA polymerase complex.
GCCGCGGUAACCGGGGUCAGGGGGCGGCACGCGUUUGGCGGGAGUUUGGGGCUGAGGAGCGAGCGGGAGGCCGAGAUUAACAUGAAGAGUGCAAGGAAGAAGCCAAAUGGCAGCAGUGGCGAUGGCAGUCAGCCACAUUCGAAACGCCCCCGAGGAGACUGGGAUGACGAGGGGCCAUCACAGUUUGAAGAGGAACUGGCGUACCUCGAUGAAGUGGAGGCUGAAAUGAUGAUGGAUGCCAAGGAAGUGCAGCCAUCACAGGAUUCGGUUCCAAUUGGAAACCUGUUUUCUUCUAAUGUUAUGAACAGUAAAUGGCAGCGCCCACCAGUACCAAAGAUCGAUCCAAAAGUGGAUAACAUCACGUUCCAGCAGGUGGAGCUGGAGUACUAUGUGGGAUCUUAUGUUGCUGGAAUGCCUGGGAAUAAGCAGGGGCCAGUUCCUGUGACACGAAUGUUUGGAAUUACAAUGGAAGGGAACAGUGUCUGCUGCCACAUUCAUGGAUUUAUGCCAUAUUUCUAUGUACAAGCCCCUGCUGGUUUCGGUUCAGAGCACCUCCAUGAAUUUCAACGGGAACUGAAUAGCAUUGUAAUUAAGGACAUGAGGUCAAACAAGGAUAACAUCUCUCAAGCAGUACUGGCAGUCGAUAUCUGUCUGAAGGAGAAUAUGUACAGCUAUGGAGGAAACAAGAAGACCCCAUUCCUGAAGAUCACAAUGGCACUACCUCGUUUAAUUGCCCCCGCCAAACGCCUGCUGGAACAAGGUUUCCGCUUUGGUUCAAGUCCAAUGUGCAACUAUCAGGCAUAUGAGGCCAACAUAGACUUUGAAAUCAGAUUCAUGGUGGAUAGUGAUGUUGUUGGCUGUAACUGGAUCGAAUUACCUGCUGGGAAGUACCGGAUAAGGGAAGAACAGCCAACAGGAAACUUGAAUGCAACGUGGGACAGUCCCAGAAAGGUGUCGCUGGCACAGAUUGAGGUGGAUGUGGCCUGGACAGAUUUCCUCAGCCACCCCGCUGAAGGAGAGUGGCAGAAAAUUGCUCCGCUUCGAGUGUUGAGCUUUGACAUUGAAUGUGCUGGCAGGAAGGGUAUUUUUCCGGAGGCUGACAAGGACCCUGUGAUACAGAUUGCCAACAUGCUGCUGCGACAGGGUGAGAAGGAUCCUUUUGUCCGUAACGUCUUCACUCUUCGGUCUUGUGCCAGCAUUGUCGGAUCACAAGUGCUUUGCUUUGAGAAGGAGAACGAACUUCUGAAGGCUUGGUCAGAGUUUAUCCGAGUGGCUGAUCCUGAUAUAAUUACUGGAUACAACAUUCAGAACUUUGACUUGCCAUACUUGAUCAACAGGGCGCAAGUGCUCAAGGUGACAACGUUCCCAUUCCUGGGUCGUGUUCCCAGCAUAAAAUCAGUAAUCCGGGAUUCCUCAUUCCAGUCUCGUCAGAUGGGUCGCAGAGAGAACAAAGUGAUCAACACCGAGGGAAGAGUACAGUUUGAUCUCUUACAGGUGUUGCUGCGAGACUACAAACUGCGGUCGUACACACUCAACGCCGUGAGUUUCCACUUCCUGCAGGAGCAGAAGGAAGAUGUUCAACAUUCGAUUAUCACAGACCUGCAGAAUGGUAAUGAACAAACACGAAGGCGAUUGGCUGUUUACUGCCUGAAGGAUGCCUACCUGCCCUUGCGCCUGAUGGAGAAGUUGAUGUGUGUCAUUAACUACAUGGAGAUGGCAAGAGUAACAGGGGUCCCCCUCUCCUACCUCCUCUCUCGCGGGCAGCAAAUCAAAGUAGUUUCUCAGCUGCUCCGACAGGCAAUGAAGCAUGACCUGGUGAUGCCUGUGGUGAAAACAGAGGGUGGAGAGGACUACACUGGUGCUACUGUGAUUGAACCAGUUAAAGGUUAUUAUGAUGUUCCCAUUGCUACUCUGGAUUUUUCCUCCCUGUACCCAUCUAUAAUGAUGGCACAUAACCUGUGUUACACCACUUUGCUGAAGCCAGGUGCUGUGGAGAAAUACAAUUUUUCUUCAGACCAAUUCAUUAAGACUCCAACAGGGGAUCACUUUGUCAAGGCAUCAGUGAGGAAGGGUCUGCUUCCAGAAAUACUGGAAAACCUUCUGUCUGCAAGAAAAAAGGCAAAGGCAGAACUGAAGAAAGAGACAGACCCAUUCAAACAGAAGGUGCUUGAUGGUCGCCAACUAGCACUGAAAGUGAGUGCAAAUUCAGUGUAUGGUUUCACUGGAGCACAAGUUGGCAAGCUACCUUGCCUGGAAAUAUCACAGAGUGUCACUGGUUUCGGGCGACAGAUGAUUGAGAAAACGAAGCAGCUGGUUGAAUCGAAGUACACCAUCGCAAAUGGCUACAAAGCAGAUGCUAAGGUUAUUUAUGGUGACACAGAUUCUGUGAUGUGUAAACUGGGAACACAGACGGUGGAAGAAAGCAUGACACUGGGUCGUGAGGCAGCUGAAUGGGUCUCAAGUCACUUCAUCCCUCCUAUUAAACUUGAGUUUGAAAAGGUAUAUUUCCCUUAUCUGCUUAUCAACAAGAAACGCUAUGCUGGUCUAUACUUCUCCUCCAACCCAAACACGCACGAUAAGAUGGAUUGCAAGGGUAUAGAGACGGUGAGGAGGGAUAAUUGUCCAUUGGUAGCUAACCUGAUCAACACUUGUCUUCAGAAGAUUUUAAUUGAAAGGGAUCCAAGAGGAGCUGUGGAGCAUGCCAAGGACAUAAUCUCUGAUUUGCUGUGUAAUCGGAUCGACACCUCGCAGCUUGUGAUUACGAAGGAGCUCACACGGACGGCCGAUGAGUAUGCAGGGAAGCAGGCCCAUGUGGAGCUGGCAGAAAGGAUGCGAAAGCGAGAUGCAGGGAGUGCACCCAAUCUUGGCGAUCGGGUUCCCUACGUGAUUAUCAGUGCUGCAAAAGGUGUGGCAGCCUACAUGAAGUCUGAGGAUCCAAUCUAUGUUCUGGAGAACAACAUUCCAAUUGACACACAGUAUUAUUUGGAGCAGCAGCUUGCAAAACCGCUCUUGAGAAUCUUCGAGCCCAUCUUGGGAGAAACCAAAGCAGAGGCUGUGCUUCUGAAGGGGGAGCACACAAGAUGCAAAACUGUAUUGACGUCAAAAGUGGGUGGGCUUAUGGCCUUUGCAAAGAAACGAAGCACAUGUAUAGGAUGCAAAGCUGUGUUGAACGAUGACGGUGCUGUUUGCAGUUACUGUAGAUCUCGUCAGUCAGAGCUGUAUCAGAAGGAGAUAUCUCAGCUGAAACUCUUAGAGGAGAAGUUUUCACGUUUGUGGACACAGUGCCAGCGAUGUCAGGGCAGCCUGCAUGAGGAUGUUCUUUGCACCAGUCGAGAUUGCCCCAUAUUCUACAUGCGUAAGAAAGUGCAAAAGGACCUCGAUGACCAAGAGAAGGUGAUGAUGCGAUUUGGACCUCCGACCUGGUGACGAGGGGAGCAGGAAACUAGGACCGUGUUGAGGAGGGAAAGGGGGUCCUUUUAAAACGAAUCCAUGGACACUUUCUUUGAAGGAUCAGGAACUAGUUGUGUUCAUCCACUGCCGUUUGGUGAGAAGUUUACCAGCUACAAGUUUGCUUUGUGUUCUAAUUGAAAAUACCUUGCUAAUUGACUAGACAACUUUGUAAGAUCUGACUUUUUAAACUUUCUGUAUCUGAAGUAGCUCAGGGGCCCUUGUAUGGAUAGCAAGCUGUAUGUUUUUGCAUUAUACAGUUUCUCAGGUCUUCAGGGAUGUUUGGGCAAAAGGCAAAUCGUGUCCAAAUAAAGUGUACAGUUUUUAUUUUCCCCAGGAGCAUUGCAACGGAGUGCAAAUUGUCAAAGAUUAUUUUAAACAAUGUUGCAAAUGACAUGCAUGGUUUUGUAAAUGCACUGAAUUGUUACACCAAUGGAUUGCUUGAAGCAUGUCAUCUGAAUGAGUAGUUGAAAUGAAAUGUGUCCUAAAUCAAAAUUUAUGGAUCAGUAAUGUUCAGUAACUUGAGGGCCUCUUGAAUCUAUUUUGUUAAGUUGGAGGAAUUUUUCCCAUUUAAUGUACUGCUGCCUUUUGCUGAAAAUCUGCUUUAGACUUGUUAUGGGAGUGGAGUUGGAAGCAGCUUCUAAGCUCUGAAGAUGAACAAAUGGUUGCAGGAGAUCUGGUGGUAUUGGCUUGCGUUUAAGGAGGGUAGGAAUAGGGUGAAAAAUGUAAAUGCUUUGAUUAAAAGUACAAUGAAAAGUAGCCCAUCCCCACCCUCUCUGGGUAUACUUGCGGAUAGAAUGGCAUCGUUCAUGGGUCUGUUCCUUUAAACUUUGAUCUUUCUUCAAGUUCCUAUAAGGAAUUAACUAUAACUAUCUGCCAAACCCAGAAAAUAAUAUGUCCCUGAACUAAUUUGCAAAUUAUUUUUAUUUUAAACUGACAUAUUUAAGUGUUAAUGGUCAGGAAUAUUGGGAAGCCGAGCCAUGGGAUCUUCUUUGUAGCAGCCGACAUCUGGUGGGAAUUUACCUUUUGUGUUGGUAUUUUUAGAAGGAACAUUGUUAAUGAAUCGCUUACUGUUCUGAGGGACAGAAUACAGAUGUACAAUGGGGAUGGGGUGGCUGUUUGAUUCACUCCUCCUGCUGUCCCAGCCUUCGAGGUUUGAGAGAGGUUCCUGUCAUCCACACCAUGCUGGUGCCUCAACCAAAUCAUGGGCGCUUGUGUUACCUGGACUGCUCAUCCGUGACUUCUGUACCAUUGAACUCUUCCUUGUUACCUUCCAUCGAGGUGUGGAGUUCCAGUGGUGGUUUAUCAACGGUGAUUGGCAAAUUCCGCUUCCCCACACUCAAGUUUUAAUAUUCCUCCGUUCCAUUUACAGUGAGAUGACACAACAUAAACCAUUGACGGAAACCUGGACCUCCCUGGUCCAAAUGAUUUGCUGCUAGAUUAGUUGAUCCAUGUACCUAUGCACCCAACGUUAGUGCAUAUUUACAACAGCAAGAUUGUACAUGGACGGCAGGGUGGUGGUUGAGCUCUUAGUCACUGAGGUAGAGCCAGCCACUGGAAUAUUUUUACAUUUGCAGAUAAGCAUGAUGUGAUACAAUAUUUUUUAUAUAGCCAUGUGUUUUUUUUUGCCAAUGAACUUUUGUAUCUGGAAAAAUAAAACUCAUCCUUAUAUU